This is a messenger RNA of Daucus carota subsp. sativus, 2635 nucleotides long. RefSeq names its product phosphatidylinositol 4-phosphate 5-kinase 4. The record is from RefSeq and is a predicted model, not a curated record. Gene Ontology annotation, molecular function: ATP binding; 1-phosphatidylinositol-4-phosphate 5-kinase activity. Gene Ontology annotation, cellular component: plasma membrane. The coding region runs from base 265 to 2514 and encodes 749 amino acids. NCBI's taxonomy places the organism in Eukaryota, Viridiplantae, Streptophyta, Magnoliopsida, Apiales, Apiaceae. Gene Ontology annotation, biological process: phosphatidylinositol phosphate biosynthetic process. The transcript has 8 exons.
AUUUAUUAUGGGCAGGGAUUCACUAUCCACUCCAUGUUAAACCACCACCAUCUUGUUUCAUCAAAUAUUCCGACUAAUCAACAUUAACAUUCUUGUGCUAAGACAUUUUUCCUCUUAACUUGUCUUAAACAUUGCAUGCAUGGUUUAUAAGUCAUUAAUAAUUUGUGUUGGAUAUGAUGAAUUAGGGUCAGGGGCGAUGAGUAUACUUUUUUGAUUUUAUAGAAUGGAUUAGUGAUCGACGAAAUUUUGUGAAACUGUGGCGUGAUGAAGGCGUGGGAAGCAACGGUACGCAAGACACAGGCUGCUGCAAAGAGGAGAGCAAACACCAUUUUUGGUACAACCUAUGUUGCUCAUGCUAGCGACGACGAAAGUGAUGUACCUACAGAGCCUCAGAGCCAGGAACCGGUAGGAGACGUUUAUCAUUCUGAAAGAUUUCUCCCUAAUGGUGAUUAUUACACGGGACAAUGGUCCGAUAACUAUCCUCAUGGUAUUGGUAAAUAUUGGUGGACUGAUGGAUGCAUGUAUGUUGGUGACUGGUGUAGAGGCAAAACAAAUGGGAAAGGGCUUUUCAGCUGGCCUUCAGGGGCUGUUUACGAAGGCGAAUUCAAGAAUGGGUAUAUGGAUGGUGAAGGUACUUAUUCAGCCCCAAAUGGUGACAUGUAUAAAGGUGAUUGGAUAAUGAAUUUGAAGCAUGGCUAUGGUGUUAAGGAGUACUCAAAUGGGGAUUACUAUGAGGGUGACUGGUGUCGUGGGUUGCAUGAAGGGCAAGGGAAAUAUCAGUGGAAGAAUGGAAAUUGUUAUGAGGGGGAAUGGAGGAAUGGAAUGAUUGGAGGGAAAGGGAAAUUGAAGUGGGCUAACGGGAAUUCAUAUGAUGGAUACUGGGAUGAAGGUUUGCCUAGAGGGAAUGGUACGUUUAAAUGGCCUGAUGGAAGUUUUUAUGUUGGAAAUUGGAGUAAAGAUCCAAAGGAACAAAAUGGGAAUUACUAUCCAUCAGGCUCUUCUAUAGUGGAUGGGAAUGUGGAGUGGGAUCCUCAACAAGUUUAUCUUCAGGAUAUGCAGGAAUGUCUUGUUUGUCCAAAUGAGAAAGUUCCAAUUAUGCCAUCUCAAAAGAAAUUGGCUAUUUGGAGGUCUUCCAAGAAUGUGGAUCCAAGUGCAAGGCCUAGAAGAUUGUCAGUUGAUGGGAGACUUGAGGCUACUUCUGAUAGUCCAUUUGAUAGAAGUGCGAGAGGGGCAAGAGAGGAUUCUUCCUUGACACUCGAAGAUUUUAGUACGAGAGGUAGUCCGAUAAGGAUACCAAAAGUUAUCAAAAGACAAGGAGAGACUAUUAGCAAAGGGCAUAAAAAUUAUGAGCUCAUGCUCAAUCUCCAGCUUGGAAUCAGGCAUUCAGUAGGACGACCGGGUCCACCUCCAUCGCUAGAUCUGAAGCCUUCAGCCUUCGAUCCAAAGGAGAAAGUCUGGACAAGGUUUCCUCCAGAAGGAUCCAAGCACACCCCACCUCACCAGUCAUGUGAAUUUAGAUGGAAAGAUUAUUGUCCAUUAGUUUUCAGGACAUUAAGGAAGUUAUUCAACGUAGAUGCAGCUGAUUACAUGUUAUCCCUUUGUGGGAACGAUGCCCUUCGAGAGCUCUCUUCUCCUGGAAAAAGUGGUAGUUUUUUCUACUUGACAAAUGAUGACCGUUACAUGAUCAAAACAAUGAAAAAAUCAGAAGUGGCGGUGCUAUUAAGGAUGUUAUCAGCCUAUUAUAAUCACUUCCGUUCUUAUGAGAACACUCUAGUCACCAAAUAUUAUGGACUGCACUGUGUGAAGUUGAAUGGCCCUGCCCAGAGGAAGGUGCGGUUCAUCAUCAUGGGCAAUCUUUUCUCUUCAUACUCAAUUCACAGGAGGUUCGACCUCAAGGGCUCGUCCCUUGGUCGUAUAACAGAUAAGCCAGAGUCAGAGAUUGAUUCCAAUACAAUUCUUAAAGAUCUUGACUUAAAAUUUUUAUUCCGUCUACAGAAAACAUGGUUUCAAGAGUUUCGGAGGCAAAUAGAUAGAGAUUGUGAGUUUCUUGAACAGGAGAGGAUUAUGGACUACAGCCUUUUGGUUGGCCUUCAUUUCAAAGAACCAGCUAGUGCUAGUGAUCUUAUCCCUUCUGGAGGACAAAUAUCUACUGAUAAUGGUGAAUCAGGCCCUGAUUCAGUCUCUCGUCUUUCAGGAGCAGAGAUGGACCGGCUUCUUUUAGACCCUGCAGGGUGGGCUAGCAUCAAAUUGGGAGUGAACAUGCCAGCACGGGUGGAAAGAACAGAAAGAACAGACGAGUUUCAGCUAGUAGGAGAGCCCACAGGAGAGUACUAUGAUGUUGUGAUGUUCUUUGGCAUAAUUGACAUUCUCCAAGACUAUGACAUUACCAAAAAACUUGAGCAUGCAUACAAGUCCAUCCAGUAUGAUCCAACUUCAAUUUCAGCAGUGGAUCCAAGACAAUAUGCAAAGCGUUUUCGUGAUUUUAUUUUAAAGGUUUUUGCAGAAGAUGUAUGAUGUACAUAUCAUUUAAAAAAGAACAUGCUGAAUUGUCAAAAAAAGGUGUACAGAUCUCUACGAGCAGAAUUCUCGAAUUCAUCAGAUGAUGCUGAUAUAUACUGAGACAUUCCUUGGUGUA